AUGCACAUUGUCUCGGCCAAAGGCCAUGCAAAUGCUUCUGCUACAUUGACAUUCAAUCCUCCUGAUAACUUCCUCAUCGAUUGUGGCGCUCCUCAACAAGCCAAGCUCCCUGAUGGCAGGACAUUCAAAUCGGACCGUGAAACAGCUGACCUCUUGUCCACAAAUGAGGACUUCAAGGCUUCAGCUGACUCCAUCAAUGCCAAUGUCUCUUCAUCUGUUCCACCUGAUUCAAAAGUUCUGUUUCAAACGGCGAGGAUUUUCUCCGAGCAAUCUCAGUAUACAUUCCACAUUAACAAGCCCGGCCGCCAUUGGAUUCGCCUAUACUUCUAUCCUCUUCCACACCAGACAUACAACCUUUCCGACGCAGUUUUCUCGGUGCAGACAGACAAGUACGUUCUCCUGCAUGACUUUUCUGCCUCGGACAAAGCCACGUUGGUGUUCAAAGAAUACCUUUUCAAUGUUUCGGACAACAGAUUUUCUCUACAUUUCCGACCAAAGAAGCACUCCAUCGCUUUUGUCAAUGCCAUUGAGGUUGUCUCUGCUCCUGACUCUAUUUUUAAUGACACUGCCACCACUGUUCCCAUAGCCGGAGACUUCCCAGGCUUGCAAAACUACGCUUUCCAAAUCCGGUACCGGCUAAACGUUGGAGGGCCAUUGAUAUCGCCUCAAAAUGACACAUUGUCAAGGACUUGGGAGCCAGACACUGCAUACAAUGCAUUUCCACAAGGGUCUCAAAACGUGUCAGUGGCUCCAAAUACCAUCAAGUAUCCCAAGAGUGGCGCUAACUUGUUGAUUGCGCCGAGUUGGGUCUAUGCAACUGCUCAACACAUGCAGGAUUCUUUGACAAACAACCAGAACUUCAACCUCAGUUGGAAGUUGAGUGUUGAGGAGGACUUCUCCUACUUGGUCAGGUUACAUUUCUGUGACAUUGUGAGCAACACCCUCAAUAUGUUGUACUUCAAUGUGUACAUCAAUGGCAUGGUGGCUGUCUCCAACAUUGAUCUCUCUUCACUAACAGGCGGGCUAUCCACUGCUUUCUACAAAGACUUUCUGCUCAAUUCCACGGCGGUCUCAAGCUUAAACAACACCAUCCACAUUCAGAUUGGUCCCGGCACUACUCAGUCCGGGACUCACGAUGGACUACUUAAUGGAGUGGAAGUCUUGAAAUUGAGCAAUGUAGCAGAAAGCUUGGAUGGACUUUUCGCCGUCGAUGGGAAAUACAAGGGGCCAGUGGAAUCAUCAAAGACACUAAAAAUAGCUGCAGGCGUGGGAUUGGGGAUGGGAGUGACGGCAAUGUUCUUAGUUGGCGCAGUUUAUAUAAGGUGGAAAAGGAGACCUCAAGGAUGGGAAAAGAAAGAUAGCUUCUCAUCAUGGUUGCUACCUAUUCAUUCCGGUAACUCUAGCUUCAUUUUCGGUUCACGCAAGAGCAAGAGUGGUUACUCAACUUAUUUCUCUUCCACUCUCUACGGCCGGUCAUUCACUUUCGCCGAGUUACAAGCUGCAACUCAAAAUUGGGAUGAGAAGGAAGUGAUCGGUGUUGGGGGGUUCGGAAAAGUGUACCUUGGGGUGUUGGAAGAUGGUACUAAGCUCGCUGUCAAACGAGGGAACCCCAACUCUGAGCAAGGCAUCAAUGAGUUCAGGACAGAAAUGGACAUGCUCUCCAAGCUAAGGCAUCGCCACCUUGUUUCACUGAUUGGAUUUUGUGACGAGAAUAAUGAGAUGAUACUGGUGUAUGAGUACAUGGCUAAUGGACCUCUUCGAGACCACCUCUACGGCUCGAACUAUCUUUCAUUGUCAUGGAAACAAAGGCUGGAGGUUUGCAUUGGUGCUGCUCGCGGUUUGCAUUACCUGCAUACUGGUGCAGCACAAGGCAUUAUCCAUCGUGAUGUCAAGACGACGAAUAUUCUCCUAGAUGAGAAUUUCGUUGCGAAGGUAGCUGAUUUUGGACUGUCAAAAGCUGCUCCAUCGUUGGAACAAACCCAUGUCAGCACAGCAGUGAAGGGAAGUUUUGGUUAUCUUGAUCCUGAGUACUUCAGGAGGCAGCAGCUCACUGAGAAAUCCGAUGUGUAUUCUUUCGGGGUGGUUCUUUUCGAGGCAUUGUGUGCAAGGCCGGUUAUAUGCCCCACUCUGCCAAGAGAGCAGGUGAGUUUGGCCGAGUGGGCAAUGCAGUGGCAUAGGAAGGGCAUGAUUGAGAAGAUUGUUGACCCUAAAAUCGCUAGCUCCAUCAACGCUGGUGCGCUGAAGAAGUAUGUAGAAGCUGCAGAGAAAUGCCUCGCUGAGUAUGGUGUCGAUAGGCCAAGCAUGGGAGAUGUGCUGUGGAACUUGGAGUAUGCUUUCCAGCUUCAAGAGACAGCCUCGCAGAUGGAUGCUCCGGAAGACAACACUUCGAGUCUCAUUUCUUUGGAUAAAGCAAGUGCGAAAGAUGAAACAAAUUCAAAGGAUGGCUCUGCGGCUAGUGGUGCAAUGAGUGAGGACUCUGUAGUCACAGCUGGUAGUUCUUCCUUGUUUUCUCAAAUGAAUGUGCAAGGGCGGUAA
Argentina anserina (silverweed cinquefoil) is the source of this 2535-nucleotide messenger RNA. RefSeq names its product probable receptor-like protein kinase At5g61350. The record is from RefSeq and is a predicted model, not a curated record. Gene Ontology annotation, molecular function: ATP binding; transmembrane receptor protein tyrosine kinase activity. Gene Ontology annotation, biological process: protein autophosphorylation. Lineage: Eukaryota; Viridiplantae; Streptophyta; Magnoliopsida; Rosales; Rosaceae. Gene Ontology annotation, cellular component: plasmodesma; plasma membrane. The transcript is spliced from 2 exons. The coding region runs from base 1 to 2535 and encodes 844 amino acids.